GUCGGCGGCGCUCUUGCGUCUCUCAGCUCAUCCGCGAGUGCGGCAGCAGCGCAGCUCUGCGUCACGACACACAGAGUCCUGAAAUAACUUUACCUGGCGAGUUGCGUGACUUUCCGUCUCUCAUCGGGCGUAAACAGGGCUUACAUUAAGGCACCACUUCUAAAUGGCGAGUCCAGCUUCAGAUGCAGGACGGCAUCUUCCUCUGCAGGCUCAUCAUCACCACCACCACCAACACCAUCACCAUCAACAUCAUCAGACCGAACCGGCGCCCGAACCCGCUGUCCGUGAGGCGCAGAGAUGGAUAGAGGCAGUGACCGGCAGGAGUUUUGCUGACAGGGACUUCAGAACAGGACUUGACAACGGCAUCCUACUGUGCGAACUGCUGAGCUCAAUCAGACCGGGUCUGGUGAAGAAGAUAAACAGACUGCCCACUCCUGUAGCUGCUCAGGAUAAUGUGGUGCUCUUCCUGAAGGGUUGUGAGGAGUUGGGUUUGAAGGGCUCGCAGUUGUUUGAUCCUGGAGAUCUACAGGACACCUCCACGCGCACCAACAAAAGUCCAGACAACAACAAGAAGUUAAAAAAUGUUCUGAUCACUAUCUACUGGCUGGGCCGAGCAGCCAAUAGCAGCGCCACAUACAACGGGCCCACCCUGGACCUGCACGAGUUUGAGGGACUGCUGUCACAGAUGAGAAAGGAAGCAGAAGAGUGGGACAGCCCGAAGCGUAGCAUCAGGGACAGUGGUUAUAUAGACUGCUGGGAGUCUGAGCGCAGCGAUUCUCUCUCUCCGCCGAGGCACGCGCGAGACGACUCCUUCGACAGCCUGGACUCCAUCGGCUCACGCUCCCAUCAAACCCCCUCGCCCGACGGCCUGCUCGCCCGCGGCUACAGCGAUGGCCGCGGCAGCGACUCGGAGUGCGACACCCCCCAGAGGAAGAUACCGGAUGUACGCAAGGAUGACAUGUUGGUGCGGCGAACAUCCUGCAGUGAGCCACGGACCGCUGUUCCUUUCAAUCAGUACCUGCCCAACAAAGCCAACCAGGGUUCCUAUGUGCCCCCACCAGUGCGACGCCCGCGUGCCGACAGAGACGAAAGCCGCAAAAGCUGGAGUAACGCAACCUCACCUGUUGGGGGAGAGAGACCUUUCAGUGAGAGUGAAACCCUUUCGUUAGAGUUGUCCGCUGUGGUAACAGGACGUGAUGUUCACUGUGUAGAUUCACAGCAAAUAGAUCCUGACUCUAAAUACUCCAGAGCGUCUCCUCAAAACGAGUCUCCCCCCAAAGACCCAAUUUUUCUUAAUCCACAACUCAGUGACCCUCAGAUUAGAUCCCCCCUUCCCAAAGACACCCUCCAUCCUUCUGUCCAACCCCAACCUCAAGAGCAGAGCCACUCAGACCAGGAGAAGAUGGAGGAGGAGGAAAAGGACAGAGAUGGAUGGGCCACUUUCUGCCAAAGUCCUCCAAACCCCUUGGAUACCCUUCAGAGCGACUUACAGAUGUCCCAUAAUCCGACUGCAGGAAAUGAUACCAGAUUCAGCCGUUCAUCUAGUGUGUUUGAUGAUCCAGAGAGCGUGAGCAUGAUUGACAUGAGAAGCGAGGAAGACUUGUCACCACAUAGUCAAGUUCGACACGAGCUCAUGCACAACCAGUACAACAAGCUGAAAGAGGAAGAAGACCACUGGCAGGAUGAUUUGGCCAAAUGGAAGAGUCGCAGGAGGAGCGUGUCACAGGACCUGAUCAAAAAAGAAGAGGAGAGGAAGAUGAUGGAGAGACUGCUAAGUGGAGAUGGAGGAUCACAGAGAAGGAAAAGCAUUAAGACGUACAGAGAAAUAGUAGAGGAGAAGGAGCGUCGUGAACAGGAGCUGCAUGACGCUUAUCGAAAGGCUCGCACACCAGAGGAGGCAGCAGCUGUGCUGCAUCGCUACGCCCAGCGAUUCACCAUCAGCGAGGCUGUUCUGGAGCGCCUCAAACUGCCAAAGCUGCUGGAGAGGAGUGUGUCGGCUGAUCCCACUCGUCACUCCUCUCUCCCCAUCUCCCAGGACAUCUCGUCCUCUUUCAGCGCUUCCCCUAAUGUGCUGCAGUACCUAAGGCAGCAGUCUCUUCCCGCAGCUAAGUUCACAUCCAUGGUCGAGGCAAGGGUGACGGGAUACAGCCCAGAAAAGGGAAUUGUGGGAGAUGCAGAGUGUGUCUCAGAUCCAUCUCGCUCACAUGGGCCAUCACUGGGUCCGAAACCUUACAGACAGAGCAGAGCUGCCACUGCUGGGAUGAGAACAGUAAAGUUGGAUGAAAGAGUGCGAGUGAAUGGGGAAAGGGAAGAUGACGGCCUCGGCAUUGAGAAGACAGGACCACAGAGAAACAAAGCAGAGGAAGAAGAUUCUUCUCAUCUACAGUUCUUCUCAUCUUCCUGCCAGCACACAGACUCAGACAUGACAGAUAGUGAAGUCUCUGUAGUUCAGCCCACGGUCCACAUGCUCUCAUCCACACGCACAGCAGAGAGCCCAGAGAAACACAGAGAUACUACAGAGAUUGAAGGACGGACGGUCCCGCAGGUCGGAGAUGUCCCUGAAUUCCCAAAAGUGUUGGAGAUAAAUCCAGAUGAGACUGUUACAGAUCAAGAGAAGACAGAUGAGAGGGGUAUGAGUGACUCUCUACACGACGUGAUUCAAAUGGAGAUUUCUGCACAGGUCAGUGAACUAACAGCUGAGAUCCCACAGAAAUCAACAAAUGAAUCUGAGUCAUCCAGACCCGAAUCAUACAGAACCAAAGCAGAGUUGGCUGUCAGUGCUCAGUUAACAUCGUUGUCAAGUAAUCCUAAAUUGCGCAGAGAUUUCUUCGCCCAAUCAGAUAUGGCUGAGAAGGCUCAUGAAAAUGUCCCUCCCUCAGUGCUGAAUCUGGUGAAUCGGGGUGAACACUUUUCUUGGGACCCUGAGGAAGAGCGCAAUCGUCAGGAGAGGUGGCAGAAAGAGCAGGAACGCAUGCUUCAGGAAAAGUAUCGACGUGAGCAGGAGAAGCUAAAGCAGGAGUGGGAGCAGGCGCAGAAGGAGGUGGAGGAGGAGGAGAGACGCUACCAUGAGGAGGAGCAGAAGAUUCUGGAAGAGACUGUGACCCCUUUGACCCCACACUCACCAAUUGCACCGCCAGUCCUUCCCAAAACUCAAAGCACUUUACACUCCCAGCCCGAUCGGGAAUAUAAGCAGGGGCCAGUGGAGAAGCAGCCGAGUUCUGAGAACUGCAGACAAAGGGAAAACGGCAUCAGUGAAGCAGCACAAAGAAAGACGGAGAGUUUACAGAUGACAGUAAGUUCUCCCCUCCAAAGCUGUGGGUCAGUUGGUCAGAGAGGACAAGAAGACCAGAGCCAAGAUAAGCAGCCAACACUACAGUCUAGUCAGGAUAUGCCACUGGGCAAUAGACAGAUACCCCAACAGAAUGAGACAUGGAAGAAGAAUACAACACCACCAAAACCUGGUGGACGCAAGAGGUCCGACUCUAUAGAGAACAUUGGGCCAAAUCCAUCAACAUCACCUUCAUUCACAGACACACAAGCACCUCCAUCACCAAACAGGUCUGUCAGUGGGAAGAAACUGUGCUCAAGUUGUGGUCACCCACUUGGCAAAGGUGCGGCCAUGAUUAUAGAGACUCUCAGCCUUUACUUUCACAUCCAGUGCUUUAAGUGUGGAAUCUGUAAGGGUCAGUUGGGUGACACCAGCACAGGAACAGAUGUGAGGAUCAGAAAUGGUCUGCUCAACUGCCAUCAGUGCUACAUCCGCUCCCGCUCUGCUGGUCAACCCACUACAUUGUGAAAACACCAAUUCUGAGAGCAAGAAAUCCACCCAUAAAACUCAUGAAGUUUGCAUAUGUUAAUACAAGCACAUUUCAAAUCAAACCACUGCAAUGUCUUCAAGUCAGGUUUUCUUUUCCAUCACAAAGGAAAGCAUGCGACUAUAGUAAAAAAAAAAAAAAAAGUUUUCUGGCAGUAUAGCUGACUAAUAGAACCGUUUGUCAGCUGAAAACUAGUUUUUGUACUGUCUACAGAUUUCAGCCAUUUAUAGAUGACACUAAAGAGGAGCUGCAUUCAAAUUUGAAUUUAAAAUCCAUUCAUAUUUUGUUUAAAAAUCAGAGUAUUUCUCUUCAUUUUGCUCCUCAAAUGCUGUAGCUGAGCACUGUAGUUGAUGGCUAAUUAUUUCUCAGUAUUCUUUGAAUAGAUUAAAAGUAACAUCACGUUUUUAGAAAACAAGUGCCCUACAGUUCCACUGUUGAGUUUUACUAAUUAGGUGAUCUCUGGGUCUGGCAGGAGCACUUUUAGCUUAGCUUAGCAUAGAUCACUGAAUCAUAUUAGACCAUUAGCAUCUCCAUUAAAAAAAGAAAAAAAUAGUUUCAAUAAUUUUUUUUUAUUUUUAUUUAAAGCUUGACUCUUCUAUUUAAAGCUUGACUCUUCUAGCUACAUCGUGACUAAUAAGAAAGACUUGCUGUUUUCUAGCUUAAUAUGGCUAGGAACUCUCAUUUAGUUUUAUUAAUCAAAGAACUUUGGCUAUAUUAUGUAUCUAAUCUAUCUAAUACCAUGGCUGCAGUAGGUGCAAUGCCAUUGCAGUGUCAUUUUUGAGUGAGCUAAUGCUAAAUCAGAUUCAAUAGUCUAUGCUAAGCUAAGCUAAAAUUGAUCCUGUCAGACCCAGAGAUCAGCUGAAUAGAUAAAAAAAUGGUAAAGCGAAACUAUUUUACCCGCAGGAACUUAAAUUAAAAUCUUAUUUUCAAAAAAAAAAAAAAGAAAAGCUGAGUUUUCCUUUUAAACAUCUGAACUUAAAAUGUCCAAACUCUUAGGAUAAUGGAGAGUUUGUCCUUAUUUUGAAAAGUUGUUAGCAUUCAUAGUGCCUCAAGAUUUAAAAAAGUAAUCUGUAAUUAAGGGAACACAGUCACUGUAUCCCCCUGAUCAUUGUAUUUCUGGAGCAAAGUAUGUAUUUUUAUACAUUUGAGCUGAUAUAAAUACAGAUGCAUGUAAAAAGAGAGCUUCAAGAAAACAGACAUAUUCAUACAGCUGCUUAUUUUCAUGCAAAUCACUGUCCUUCAGUCCAUUGAUGGUUUGGGAAGUUGUUGCACUGAAGCAUUGUGCCUUAAGAGAGACGCAACGUCUGAAUGAAAAACUUAAAAAGAGGAAGCGUUUGGAUCCAAAGACUGUUUCUACACUCAUAGAAAAAUUAGGCUUUUAUUUUUGGUCAUGUAUGAUCUUAUGGAUCAAGCUGCACCUUGCUCUUUAAAAAUAAUGGAGUGUUUACCUCGAAAUUUCCAACACAAUCUCACAGAAAUUUGUAACUUUUAGAUUUUGUUGCUGACACGUAUUAAUUUGUAUGAUCACAUUCGUAUAUUUUAGUAAAAUUUGCUCAUCCCCCAAUGAUGGUUGAGUUUAGUAGUGGGAUUUGGGGACAAGCCUCCUUUAAAAAUCAUUACUACGAAUGAAAUUGCCACUUUUCUGCCAAUAUUGUAAAAUAGUUGUUGGCUGAAACUUGUUAGUUUGGCCAUUUUCACAGGACAUUUUUUUAUUUAUAUGCCAAACUCCACUGAACAUACAUUUCCCCUCUCAAAUAUAACAUUUGUUUUGCUUUCAUUUUUGGAAAAUGUGUUUAAAAAUAUAUUGCUUUAGUUUCAUUCUGAAAAUGAUUGAAUUUUAACAUGACAAAGCAAUACAAAUGUAAACCGUUCAUCGUAACACACUCACUGGCUAAAUGUAACUCUUGAUUUAGGGCUACCACUGUUAGAACAUUCAUCUUAUGUACCUGAACAGAAGACUUCUUGAUCACGAAAAACAGUUUGACUGUUUUGUUUGCUAUUUCAUCUUCUGUCAUUAUUGAUUUAUUUAGCCAGCAGUUCUGCGCUCCGGGUCCAGUCAUGUAUUUUAUGUUUAAUUCGUCAUAACUUUAGGUUUGACACAGGGCCGAGGCUUUAGCCAGGCAAGAUAUAUGUUGUUUAGGAGGGAAAUAGUUACCUUGGAAAAUAUAUAUUAAAUCUAAGGUAUAUUUAUUGUGUUAUUCAAAUCUCAAAUCUACACUAUCCAAAAAUAGAUUAAUUUGAUGUUCAAAUGCAACAGCUUUACAGUAUACUGUAUGUUUAUAAAUAAAAUAAUGAAAAAUUGAA
Danio rerio (zebrafish) is the source of this 6119-nucleotide messenger RNA. NCBI's taxonomy places the organism in Eukaryota, Metazoa, Chordata, Actinopteri, Cypriniformes, Danionidae. The record is from RefSeq and is a predicted model, not a curated record.